Messenger RNA from Misgurnus anguillicaudatus (oriental weatherfish), 950 nucleotides. The record is from RefSeq and is a predicted model, not a curated record. Lineage: Eukaryota; Metazoa; Chordata; Actinopteri; Cypriniformes; Cobitidae.
UUAUAAAUGAAGAGAUGAUCAGAAUAGGAAAGACAGGGUUUUCUGUGACUUUAGACACUUGUGUUACUGAAAUACAGAAAGAUGAUGAGAUACUGUGGAUGUUUGGAGAUAUGACUAUAGCUGAAUAUACUGGAGGCACUGAUGAAUCUACAUUAUAUGACACUGAUGAGAGAUUUAAAGACAGACUGGAGAUGAACCAUCAGACCGGAGAUCUCACCAUCAGAGCCUUCAGAUCUGAAUACACUGGAGAAUAUAAAGUACAGAUCAAGAACAGCAGCGGAAACAAAGAGAAAAAAUUCAUUGUUGCUUACUAUGUGCGACCUACGAUGGGAUCUGUUAUUCUAAGCACUAAAGUUAAAAUAGAGGAAGGUGAUGAGGUGACGUGGACCUCAAAAGAUAAAAUCACUCUUGUAACUGGAAUGAAUGGAGAAGACAGCAAGACUUCAUAUACAGAUGAUGAGAGAUUCAGAGACAGACUGAAGAUGAACGCUCAGACUGGAGAUCUCACCAUCAGAGAUAUCAGACAGACAGAUGAAGGAGUUUAUACACUAAAGCUGAUCAAAGCUGAUGGAAAAAUCACAUACAGAAUAUUUAAUGUUGAAGUCACUGAGACGAUCAGAAAAGGAAAGUUAAAGAAAUCGGUCCCUUUACACACAAAAACACAGAGAGAUGAUGAGAUUGGAGAUACAACGUCGAUGUUGGAAGAUGUUGGAAGUACUGAUAAACCUACAUUAUAUAAAACUGAUAAGAGCUUUAAAGACAGACUGAAGAUGAACAGUGUUUAUAAAGAUUCAGCAGAUGUCAGUGAUGAAUCAGUGACGGUUAAGAUGCCUUUACUGAACAAAGACUCGGUCUCGACUCGGACUCAACUGUAUUUCAAAACCAACGGACUCGGUCUCGACUCGGUCUCGAACCUUCAAAGACUCAGUCUUGACUUGGACUCGGCUUAG